Molecule: messenger RNA, 798 nt
Organism: Mesorhabditis spiculigera
Lineage: Eukaryota; Metazoa; Nematoda; Chromadorea; Rhabditida; Rhabditidae
Source: the annotation of a GenBank genome assembly
AUGAGCUGUGAAGGAGAAGUCCCGUCGCUGAUUGAGUGGGACGCAGACUUCAGCUUCGUUGACCCGAAUUGGGACACUCAAACCGACGCCGCGUUCCGCUGGACUGACGCAGCCAUCGGGCUUAUUCCUAACGCCAACUCGUCACUUUUUGCUAUAAUGGGUAACGAACAAUCAGCCGCCGGAUCUUCACAAUCUACUUCAUUUUCUUUCUUAUCCAAUAGAGCUAGCGUCAAGAAGCCGGGCGGUAUCGUCAGGGUCUCCGACGGUCAAAUCAAGCAAAUCGACCCUCGCGAGGAUGCGGAUUAUAAACGUUUAAUGGAUAUACCUCGAUUUCUACCAAUUCUACGAACCGCGGUGCCGGCCGGCCGUCAAGCUGUGCCCAACGAAAACUUGGAUCGUUUAUCGCACAGACCAAUCUGGCGACUUUCCGUGCGACUCCAAUCCCAUCUUCACACCCAAGCCCAGACUAUAUGCCUUCAACAAGCAAAAAUUACUCAGGGAAUCAAGACGGCCGACGUGGCCUCCGCUACCAUUGCUGCAAAGCUUGUCGAGCGGAAGAAAAAGUACGACCGGCUCAGGGCUUCUCUCGCCCAGGUCACGCAACUCAGGGACGAGGUUGUUAGGAUCCAGAUUCUACUCGAGGAAAUUGUGCCCUGCGUCGAGACGGUCAACGAGCUGCUGACGCCAGCGAAUCGGUUGCCUCCACUGGAUCUGAAGAAAAUAUUCGCGGACACGGGCUCCUCCACCGGUCCCUACAUGAUCACCCCGAUCGAGGAGACGCGCGUCGUCGACCAGGAU